AUGGUGAUUGUUAUUUAUAUUGCAGCAGGUGUUGAAGGAGUGGAUAUAGUUUACGGUGGAAAGUGUGCAACAAAUGGAGAUUGUACAGAGGCAAAUAAUGUAUGUGCAGCAACCAAAUGUGCAUGUAGUCCAACUUCAUAUAAAACAGAUGGUACCAAUAAAUGUGUCCAAAAAAUUGAUUUAGGUGGAUCAUGUACAGCUACACCGACUGGUCAGUGUGCAGACCCUAACGCAGAAUGCGAUGGCAAAGCUUUAACAUGCGUCUGCAAUGACAAUUAUUUUGAAAAUAAGGAAUCAGUCUGUGCAUCACAGGUUACUACUAUUGAUCAUAAUUGUGACUCAACAGAAACUUCCGAAGAUCAAUGUAGUGUUGCCGACACAGAAUGUAGAAAUGAUGGUGCAGGAAGUAAAUGUCUGUGUAAAACCUCCCACUUUAAAGAUGGAACUACAUGCACAAUCAGAAAGAAACCAGAAGAAACUUGUACUGCAGAUCAGUGUGUUAUUCAUGCAACUUGUAACACUACUUCUAAUCUUAAUAAAUGUAAAUGUAAUGCAGGUUAUACUGCAACACCAACAACCACACCUACCAUGUGCAGUGGUGUAACUCAAAUCACAAGUGUGUUGUACAUGUUGGCGUUACCAAUCUUUGUAUCCCUGUGUCGUCUACGAUAA
Mytilus trossulus (common blue mussel) is the source of this 672-nucleotide messenger RNA. RefSeq names its product delta and Notch-like epidermal growth factor-related receptor. The transcript is spliced from 6 exons. NCBI's taxonomy places the organism in Eukaryota, Metazoa, Mollusca, Bivalvia, Mytilida, Mytilidae. The coding region runs from base 1 to 672 and encodes 223 amino acids. The record is from RefSeq and is a predicted model, not a curated record.